Molecule: messenger RNA, 603 nt
Organism: Anopheles cruzii
Lineage: Eukaryota; Metazoa; Arthropoda; Insecta; Diptera; Culicidae
Exons: 3
Coding region: 58-591 (177 amino acids)
Source: RefSeq, a predicted model, not a curated record
AUUGCCAUGUGCUGAAAAUUCGAGGCGGCAUUUCAUUAUCAUUAAAAAGUGUAAAUCAUGUCGAAAACGUUAGUUAAAAAAGCAUUUCUGCUGGCCGAAGAAGGCCUUUCCUCCGGCAAACCGCAAACAGAUGUCAAAACCAACAAGCGGAAAGCGAGCGCCUUAGAACUUAUACCUCGACACCAAAAGCUUGUCGAGCUGGUGGGCAAAAAGGGCCACAAAGUGGAAAAGGAUCUAAUACGGCGCCGUGAAAAGUUGACCAUUUCCGACAUCCGCCAUCAGAUCGCCAAUCGACACGAUCCGACGGAGGAAAACGUUCGCCGGCUUCUUCUGAGCAGUAGUAGCUCGACGCUCGACGAGGAAACGCGGAAGAAGAUUCUAAAGCGUGCCCAAACCGGUCGCACCGUAACGCGGGUGAAUCUGUCGAAAACGGCGCGUCGCCAAAAGGCCAUCAAUCGAAAAGGUAGCAACCAUCGGCCAGAUGAAUCGGAGGAACCCGCGACCGAUGAGCCUGAGGGAACAGGAGAAAGUGUCUUUACGGAGGAUGAUUUCGCCAGCUUUGCCAAAGAACUGGAGAAGAGUGGUCUGUGAGGAAAAAUAAAA